CGUGAGGGACAUGGGGGACAACCCCACAUCCUCAAUAAACAAAUAAACAACAACAUUAUUAUGACUGCGCGCAAGAAGGGCUAGAGACAGUUGAGCGCUUAGCUACGUGGUUAGAGGCAGUCGAAAAAAAUCUGCCUCUUGCAUGUAAUUUGGAUAUUGAUUUCUAAGUUUAUUGAAAAAUGGCAUUCAAAUCGGACCUAUUCGGUAUUCCAUUGAAACGAGCUUCUGACGUUGACGUUUUGAAACCAUUGAAAAAUUUGAUAAUAUCACGUUAUCAGUCGACCGAACAAGAGAGUUUCAUAAAUGCUGUCAACGAAUUUGCCAAACUUAGAAGCAAUGCAGUUGGUAAAAAACUGGAUUACCAUGAAAAUUCUCUAGAAUUGCUAUACAGAUACUAUGACCAGCUUGUGGCCUUGGAGGGCAAAAUACCUGCUGCAGAAAUUCAAAUCCCUUUCAAGUGGAAAGAUGCCUUUGAAAAGGGGUCCAUUUUUGGCAGCAGGACCAGCAAAACUGUGCCUUCUUUGAGCUAUGAGAAAGCUUGUGUGAUGUUCAACAUUGCUGCUCUUCAGAGCCAAGUUGCUGCUGUUCAAAGCCCAGAUUCUGAUGAUGGACUGAAGCUGGCUGCCAAACUACUUCAGCAAUCUUCUGGUGCGUUUAACAACCUAAAGGGCUGGGUGCUAUCAGCUGUAGGCUCUGAACCAACUGCUGAUUUACAACCAGACACGCUCACUGCCCUGUCAGCCUUCAUGCUGGCACAAGCACAAGAAGUUUGUGUUAGCAAAGCUAUCAAAGAACGGAUGAAGUCUGCCGUCAUUGCGAAGCUGUGCAUGCAGUGUGAGGAACUCUAUGGUGAAGCCAGCAAGCAAAUGGGCCGUGAAAUUCUAAAACCACUCUGGGACCGUGACUGGAUUGCUAGAGUUGCUGGCAAGCAGCUUGCUUUCAACGCCCUUGCUCAGUUCUACCAAAGUCGGGUUUGCAACGAAGAGAAGUCAGUGGACGAGGAGAUCUCGCGCCUCCGCCACGCACUUGAGCUCUUCAAGUCUGCCGAGACUCGCUCGGGCAAUGCAGGGCAAGUUGUUGACCAGAUCGCCAGGGCCCAGAGUUUGAUGGACGAAGCCGUGAAAUACAACGAUUUCAUUUACCAUGAACGCGUGCCUGAGGUUAGGAACUUGUCAGCCAUUGAAAAGGCUGCAUUGGCGAAGGUUUUGCCGGUGCCUGAGCGCUUCUCCACCAACUUCACAGACCUUUUCGAGAGCCUCGUGCCAGUGCAGGUGCAACAAGCGCUCUCCCAGUGCGACGUGCGGCGACAGGACAUUGUCAACAAGGAAGUCAGCAAACUGAAGGGGGCAACGCAGCUCUUGAACAGUGUCUUGGCGAGCCUCAACCUCCCGGCCGCUGUCGAAGAGACGGCGGCUGGAGAGCAGCUGCCGCCCAGCCUUAGAGAGAAGAGUGCAGCCGUCGUCGAGAAAGGAGGGCUCGAGUCUUUGGAACGCAUCAUGAAAGAGCUGCCCGAGCUUCUGCAGCGUAACACCGAGCUGCUUGACGAAUGUGAGCGACAACUCAAGGAAGAAGCUGACUCAGACUCACAACUCAGAGAACAGUUUAAGGAGAAAUGGACUCGAACUCCAUCAGCAACUCUGACAGCAACGUUCCAGGCAAACGCUGCCAAGUACCGCAAGGUUAUAGAGACGGCCGUUGCUGCUGACUCUACUGUGCGGGGAAAGCUGGAUGCUAACAGGGAAGGCAUGGAGAUGCUGUCACGUGGUCCAGAGUCUCUAGCCAGCUCGCUGCCCUCGCCAUCGUCAGGAGGUGCAUCAGGCGACUCCCCCCCUGUGGUGACGCUGCGUAAGCUCAUGGAGGAGGUGGAGGCCAUCAAGGCGGAGCGCGAGGUGAUAGAAAAUGAGCUCAAGUGCGCCACUGUUAACAUCAGUGAAGUGUUCCUUGCGGCCCUGGCUGCUGAUGGCGCCAUUAACGAGCCUGCCCUCAGCACCGAGAAGUUAGGCGAGGUGUUCAGGGACAUGCAGAGGCAGGUCAGCGACAGUCUAACUCGCCAGGAGCGGCUUAUUGUCAACAUCCAGGAGAGUCAUGAGGAGUUUAUGGCUAAGAGCGGCCGAGCUGGAGGAGAACGGGAGAGGCUUUUGAAAAUGGUGGCAGCGAGGUACGAUGUCUUCAUGGAGCUCACUGACAACCUCAGAGAGGGAACUAAAUUCUACAACGAUCUCACGCAGCUCCUGGUUAAAUUCCAAAGUAAGAUCACCGACUACUGUUUCGCUCGACGCACGGAGAAGGAGGAGCUGCUCAAGGAUCUCACCUCAGGCCUCGCCUCUGCCAACACAGGACCGACGCCCCAGGCCCCCGCCCACCACGCCACCGCUGCUGCCAAGACGGCCCCUCCUCGACCUCCUCCCCCCGCCACGGCGUCUGCACCAGCCCCUCCCACCGCCGGCAAUCCCUACCAGGGCGCUCCUUAUUCCCAGCCUGGUCAACUGCCAUACCCUGUGCAGCCACAGGGCAUGCCUGCUCCCCCUCCAGGGUAUGCGUACCCUCUGUACCCAGUCUACAUGCCCAUGCCUCAGGGUUACAACCCGUACUUUGCACCUCCUCAGGGGUACCCACAAGCUCCUUACCCCACGCAAGGGGGCUAUGCACCAGGUUACCCCCAACAACCUCCUCCUACUUGGCCUCCUAAGCCUUGAAAUUUUCACAAACAAUAGAAAUUUAAAUUUCCUACUUGUAUGCAGUUGCAUCGGGGACUAUUGGUGCGACAUGACGAUAUGGUACUGUGUGAUCUUUAUUCAUUGUUUGAGUUUAUUGUGAAGCCAUUUAUAGUUUGUGGCUAGUGCUAACCGUUCAGGUUUUUUUACAAUUCAUAGAGCUAGCUGUGUCUUUUAGUUAGCGGGGCGAUGAGCAACACGUGCUGCAAUAUGCAGCGCUGAUACUCUUCCUAGGGCGUACCUACUAGCAACGCAUCUUGCGUCAUAUCCACUGAAAAACGUAAUGAACAGGCGUUGUUCUUGUUUUGAAUUCUGUGUCUCAGCACUCAGGUACACAGUUUCGCAACUUUCUCAACACUCACACAAUUAAUAGUGUCUCAUCUCUCGAGUCUAUAGUGUCUCGGCGCCCUAGUGCAUAACCACUUGGGCAUACAGUGUCGCUUAAUUUUGCCUUUCAGUUUGUCAAAUAACUCAAGCAAAUAGUGUGUCACUACUCAGGCCAAUAGUGUCUUUAAACUGGGCAAGCUGGGAAACUCACUUACCCGGGCCGCCUACAGAUGCAUCUAUUUUGAUUAUCUGUGUUAUUUCAAAGUUUUAGUUUUGUCCGUUUAAAUUUUGUUGGAGUUCUCGUGAACUUUAUUAAGCUAGUAGAUUGACAGUGAAAUAAUCAGUGUGAAUAGCUUCUUAAUUUCCAUGCAUACCUAUGCUUUAUUUUUGUAAAGCACUGGAGUAAUUUUUUUCAUUUCUUUCUCUAAAAUUUGGGUAUUAGUAAGCCUGAACGUACUCUAUUGUAGGAUUUUUUUUACUGUCGUUGCGUCAUAGAUAUAAUCCGUCAAUACCUUUGGAGCGUUGAGACGAAAUUGGCAUCAUUAUAAUUUGCUAAGCAAGAGCAUUUGGUACUCAUGCUCGCUUAUGCUCAUUUUAGCAUGAGUAUAAUUAUCUCUGAUGUUCACUCUAUUAUUUUAUGACUCCAAGCAUUCGCGCAAAUUUUUGUACCCACAUUUGAUUAAUAAUUUAUUCAUUUUCUGAUGAAUUUCUUACUCACUGUGAAAUUUAUUGUACUCUUUUAAUAAUACUGUUAUCUAUUCACUACAGUUCACUUUUUAUUCCCUGCAGUUACUGUGUCAUGGAUAGAUUAACAGUCAAAUCUUAAGUCUUCACAUCUCUAACGCUGCUAACCGACAGAUUUUAGUUAUAGCUGGUUUUUUCAAGCAUAAGUUAAUUGUCCUUCGGCAGAUUAGGUCAUAGCUUCAAGUUAAGGUUCUGCAUAUAUAUUUUGACCAUACCAUCUAAUCUUAAGGAACAUGUCUUGUUGAUGUUUCGAAAAUUUUAUACCAUUUACUAUGAAUUAGGAAAGCGUGCAGCCAUUGACGCAAGAAAUAAGGCCAUAUCUCACAAUACUGCUGCGUUUUUUGCUUUAGAGUUUAUUUAAAUGUGACUGGUCAAGGAUGUCGAUUACGGUGCAUAAUGGAUCAAAGCCAUAUAUACCUGAAGAUUUCAAUUUAAUGUUAUAUCGUACAUACUACUGAUUUGUUCCUUAUAUUCUGAGAAUCCACAUUAUGGUAUUCUGAUCUAAUGGACUUGAUUUGGUUAUUUACAUUAAUUGCUUACUCAUGUUAAUGUUCUCAUUCAGUAAACGCCAAAAUAUUUCACCAUUGACUUUUCUCGUGCCGGUAAUGGCUUCAUAUACAUAUGUAAUGUAGGAUGUGAUUGCCAUCUUUAAGUGAUUACUGUUUAGUUACCUAUCUGCUUUCUAUGAAACAAUUGAUGCGAUGCUCAUAGAAUUUACUUACAUGCUGUAAAUUUAGGGUGACAGUUGGAUGGCGAAUUAAAACGCUAUCGUAUGCUUCAGGAUUUGCAUUUCUAGCUUCGUUGUAUCUUUUUGUUGUUUUUGUUGCCUCAGCCUGAUAGUAUAUUUUAUUUCUGAAGCCUAAUAUCCAAGGAGUUUUGUUAGUAUAAGCUUGUACGAAAUACUCUGUCACAACAUUUGUGUUAACCGCUAAUUAAUAUCGUGCUUGUUUCUCAUCUUGCUCUGCGAGAGGAACUUGGAUUUUUUGUGUGUAUUUUGAGUUAUGUUGCCGUGAUUAUUGAAAUAAUAAUUAAAUAAUUUGGAAGUAUUCCAGGCUUUCAGUAACUCCGUUUAUGUUCUCCUAGAAGUGUCCUUUACCGUAAUACUAUCCUCAACUUUCUCUGUGGAAACUAUUUCUUUAAAAUGUACGGGAUGUAUUCGUUUUUUUCGUAUCCAUGAGUAGGUAUCUAUUUUAAGAAUCAACAGUGUAUUGGUUUGUGUGAAAGAAUGUUUUUUACGUUCAUUGCUUUCUAUUCUACUGAAAUGUAUGACUAUGAUUCACCGCUAAAGACUUUUCGUGAAAUUCUGUUUUUAUUCUUCAUGGAUUAUUGCCGAGUUCAGAGAUGAGAUGCGUUUUUCCACGUAGAUGAUAUCUUAGUUACAUUUAGGACUUUUGGCAGAAUCAGCAUACACUAACGAUAAAAUAAGGUCAACAUUGAACACAUUAGAAGUUCUUAUUUCUUCAUUUGAAUGUCGAGACAUUUUGAAAACAUUAUCUUCAGUUGUGCGAUGUCAGUAUGGAAUCAAUCGAGAACAGGUAAAAUAAAUAGAACUGCUGAUCAUUUAGCACAUGUAAAGUAGCUUACGGGGAAUUAUAUUGUAGCACAACUAUAAGAGCUUCGUCUUGUAUGUAUGAAAUGAAACAGUAUAUCGAAUUUGCAAG
Messenger RNA from Hyalella azteca, 5446 nucleotides. RefSeq names its product programmed cell death 6-interacting protein-like (gene ALiX). Lineage: Eukaryota; Metazoa; Arthropoda; Malacostraca; Amphipoda; Hyalellidae. Gene Ontology annotation, cellular component: endosome. The transcript is spliced from 12 exons. Gene Ontology annotation, molecular function: protein binding. Gene Ontology annotation, biological process: mitotic cytokinesis. Bases 180 to 2696 code for a protein of 838 amino acids. The record is from RefSeq and is a predicted model, not a curated record.